Messenger RNA from Setaria italica (foxtail millet), 1105 nucleotides. RefSeq lists its product as uncharacterized. NCBI's taxonomy places the organism in Eukaryota, Viridiplantae, Streptophyta, Magnoliopsida, Poales, Poaceae. The coding region runs from base 7 to 873 and encodes 288 amino acids. The transcript has 4 exons. The record is from RefSeq and is a predicted model, not a curated record.
GGUGCCAUGGUGACCAAGAGUUCCGCGCUCCUCUUGCGUCCUCGUUCCUCAAUCGCCACACACCCCGCGCUACACCUUGCAACUCUGCUCUCUCUCGAUCCGAAUCCAAGAGCGAAGAAGACGAUGGCGUCGUCUGCUGCCUUGCUCCAAGCUUCCACGGCCUUCGCUCCUGUCUUCUGCCCGCUCCCGUGCCGGCCCCAGCCCGCGCCACGGCUCCAUCUCCGCGGCUCCCCCAACCGUCGCCGCCGCGGCGUCGCACUCGCCGCUUCCUCCGCCGCGUCGUCGGAGGUAGAGAAAGAGCCGUCGACAUCGCCCUCGUCCUCGCCGCAGGAGUCUGAGUCGGCUGUCGCGGACAGUGUGAAGGUGCUCAAGGAGGCGGCCAAGACAAGGAAGGUGCCUGCAUCAGAGGUGCUUUCAGCAUUGUCCAAGAUCAAGAAGGCAAAGCUUGACACAUCGACAUUCUUUGAGACACUCGGCGGGACAGAGUCUCCAGGCAGGACAUGGAUGCUCAUCUUCACUGCUAAGGGGCGGCUAGAGAAAGGGCAGUAUUUCCCAGUGACUGCAGUCCAGCGCUUCGAUGCUGCGGGAAAACGGAUCGAGAAUGGUAUAUAUUUGGGCCCCAUUGGGUGCUUAACCUUUGAAGGGAGGCUAUCAUGGAAAAAGAAAAUACUUGCAUUCAUCUUCGAGCGGGUUCGCAUAAAGGUUGGACCUUUCGGUCCCCUGGAAAUCGGCCUUGGAAGCGGCGAUGAUGGCAGGGAACCCAGCACAAAGGACCCGUUCUUUGUUUGGUUCUAUGUUGACGAGGAAAUCGCUGUUGCGCAAGGCAGAGGCGGGGGAGUAGCUUACUGGUGCAGAUGUCAGCGCGUACCCUGAAAGAGUGAAGGUUCAGUUCACUUCAAUCGUUACUGUACAAGAUCAGGAAACUUCCUCUGUAGUCUGUAUAGUUAGUGUUCAUCUUUGCAAUGCCUGCUUUGUCUCCGGAAAAUAAAAAUAAAAGGAGGUGCACAUGAUGGAAUAUUGAGGUGAUACACUUGUAGGCUUCAAUUGAGGUUCUGUAAUGAACUGGUGUUUUCACUGAAAACUUAGGCCGUGUUUCAGCUUCUCA